Messenger RNA from Galendromus occidentalis (western predatory mite), 2922 nucleotides. Its product is annotated as microtubule-associated protein futsch. The record is from RefSeq and is a predicted model, not a curated record. The transcript has 10 exons. NCBI's taxonomy places the organism in Eukaryota, Metazoa, Arthropoda, Arachnida, Mesostigmata, Phytoseiidae. Bases 1 to 2922 code for a protein of 973 amino acids.
AUGCCACCGAAAACUUCGAAACAAAAGACGCAUAAGAAGCAUUACAAGACUCCCAAGCCGGCCGAGGAGGAGACGCUGCCGGGAGAUGCUUGCGGACGACCUGCCGACAGCGAUAGCAGCGGGAAAAUUCCGACUGAAAGUCAAAGGGAUGACUCUGAUCGGGAAAACCGUAGUCCCGAGGCGAACGCACUCAGCAAUAUCUACUCCACGGAAAAUAUUCUCGCGGGGACCCGGCAUCGUUCCGACAACACUGCGGACGUCUCUCGAUCGAUUUCGGGCGAUAGAUCGGACAGUAAACGCGAAAAUAAUCGCUCAGAAAAGCACACCUCACAACCCUCAAAGAUCCCGACCUCGAAAACCGGAAAGUCCGGCUUGGGAGCGCGACCGGUGGCGGUAGGGAGCGAGGCUUCAGAAGACGAGGAAAACAGACAGAUCAACUCAAUAUCUGAUCCCAGACUGAGGAGCUCUGUUUCAACGAGAGAAGAAACUGGAACAGAGGAGGCAGAGACAUCGCGCUUCACUCGCAGCGGACGAAGUCUUCUCAAAGCUUCUGAGUAUGAGAAACGAAAGCUCGAGAAGGCUAAUCGGAGGCGAGCUAAUCUAAUACGCAAAACGGAGCUCGAGAGUGAAGUUCUACAGAAGCCGGAACACGUUAUCAAACCAUGCAGAGUCGUCGUCGAGGGUUUCGUGCUUUCGGACUUCUUGCCGCCUGUGGAGGAGCCGCAACCUGUUACGUCACCUGACAACGAUGCGGCCGGUGAGGACGUCUCCUUCGAAACACUGGAAAUCAGGAAGAAAAUCUUCGAGAAAUGCAUCAAAGAUAGCUCAUCGAGCGAAGACGAGGACCAUCGCGCGCCGUGCGCCGGCAAGUCAGAAAAACUAUUCGAUACCUUGCUUGUUCAGACCGGGAGGGAACCUGAAGAGACCGCGAAUCGGACGAGUUUCUAUGAAGGUACAAUCCCGUCUCGACUCCUAUCUCCCGAGGUUGUGACCAGUGAGGAGAGGGGGCGCCCCGCGGAGAACCUCACGGAAAGAUUCGAGGCAUUCAAGGAGACCCUCAGCCAGAAAGCGGCGGCUGGUAAUUUCAAAGCAAUUGCGGAGGCCGAGCCGGUUGUUCCUAGCUUCACGCUCGAAGAGGACGCGACCAACCAAACCGACGAGGUUACCACAGGCGUUCGGCGUGCCAUAACACUCUGCGAAGAAGACUCCGACGCGGACUUGGAUGAAGUGAUGAACUCGAAAAGGAAUAGGAGCCAGGGAGCCGGAAACUCGAUCAUAGACCCCGUUUUCUGCGAUAUAGCGACGAGCAUGGGCAACCCGAUCGAGCAAAAAGAUCAAGAAACUCUCGAGCUCGUCAUCGAUUCGAGUCGGGAUCCAAGCGAAAGCCGGCACUCUCAGUCGGAGGAGGACGCAGUCCGCGCCUUCAACGUCCGAUCGCUGGGUGAUUUCGUCGCUGAGGAUGAUCGAGGAGAUGUCAUAAAACAAGCGCGGAAAUCCAAACUGCAGUCGACGUUCCUGCCCUCGCCGAACAAAUUCGCGGAUAUCGCUGUUGGCACCGGUCCAUCUCUGAUGGCGAAGAGUCAAGGAGCUGAUUUCAGUCAGGACGGCUCCACCGGAAGAGAUUUCGUCAGCGCUGUAGCAGGAGCAGGGACAGCUCUCGGUUCAGACACCAGAAUGGGCGAGCCAGACGAAGGGAAGAGUGUCCAUAAUCGAACUGAGGAGAAUAUCGCGAUCUCCCCCGGACAAAAGACUGCCCCACCUGGAGCUCCGGUCGAAGUUAUCGAGAUCGGAGAUUCACCUCCUCCGUCCCCGGAAAUUCUUCCCACGGGAAAGACUCUGCCACCGCCGGAAUCGCCUCGCGCAGACGGGGAAUCGGAACGAGAGCUUCCGGUGCCUGAGCUCGAGGCGGAGAUCGAGGAGCACCUCGAAGAAGAGGAAGUAACGCGGGUGGGGUCAACGGGAAGAAAAGAACACGAUCAAGUCGAGCAGAGCUUCCGGCCGGAGAAUGCGAAUCGACCUUCCGGCAGCAAGACCGUCGACGAGGAUCAGACUCAUAGUGAACCUUCUGAAGAAAUGGAUCAUUUGCCGCUUUUGGACCUUAUCACGGAUAUCGGGCCUUGGGAUUCCUUCCAGUCAUCGCAACAUCUCUCGGAGUCUCCCAGAAAGAAACGGAAAGUUAUCGCUGAAGGACCGGCCCCCUUGCUGCACAAAGAGACUCCGAGAGGCAAAUCAAUUGCGAGAAGCUUGUAUGAAAUCGCUGGAAACCGCAACGAUGAAGCAGAUUCACCAUUACCGUCCCAUAAAAUACGCAAAGGUCGGGUGUCGCGGAGGAGUCUAUUCGACGAAAGAGCGGAAAUACCCCCGGAAAUCCUACCGGACACGGAGGUCUCUCAGUGUUUUCCCGAAAGCUCGACGCAAGAACGCUCAAAGUCUUUCUCUCUGGACUCAGCCCGUCUUCCCAACCCCGAGGAAACUCACGUCGAAAUGCAGUUCGACAACAGGGAGCUCAAGAAACGGAGCGAAGAAUUGUUCUUUGCGGCCGCUCAGCAUCUCUUCGAGAAGUAUCCCGGUAUCAAAGGCGAACUCAAUCAAGCCCUCGAGGAGCUUCUAAGCACGCACAAGGAUAAAGUUCAGAAGAUAAUGGAGCUGCUCGUCAAGAAAUACGCUCUCAAAGAAGCUUGCGAGGGGCAUCGGGAGUCCUAUCUGAACUUUAAGCUGAGGCUGAAGCGCACCAGGGACUACAUAACGAAUACUGUUAACGCGAUGAUGCCGAAGGACGAAUGCAAUGUCAUGAAGGUAUUCGGAUUCAAUCCGUACGAUUUCAAAGAGCCGCCCCCGGAUGCGGUGCGAGAGAUGAACAUGAGGAAAGCCCACGAAGACGAGGCGCGCUUGAGAAGCAGAUUGAAAACCGGAACGCAUUGA